Molecule: messenger RNA, 725 nt
Organism: Aspergillus ibericus CBS 121593
Lineage: Eukaryota; Fungi; Ascomycota; Eurotiomycetes; Eurotiales; Aspergillaceae
Exons: 3
Coding region: 198-638 (146 amino acids)
Cellular component (GO): fungal-type cell wall
Molecular function (GO): structural constituent of cell wall
Source: RefSeq, a predicted model, not a curated record
ACGCAAACGGGAGUCUCAAGAAAUGCAACUACUUCAGCGACAUCCCCUUUCACAGCCUGGCGACUGAGACAUAAAUAGCCCCUCCAUCCCCUGCUCUGAGACUCUCAUCAGCAUCAGCAACGCAAUCAAUCAAUCAACUCAGCAACACAACUUCACUCUUCUCAAGCAUCUCCAAGUGCAAACCACCACUCGCCACCAUGAGAUACACUGCCAUCGCCCUCGCCCUCGCCUCCGUGGCCCUCGCGCAGCCCUCCGCCCGCACCGCCCGCAGCGGUCCUCUCUUCCCUGCCCCGGCCGGCAUGACCGUCUCCCAGGGCCAGGACACGUGCGGUGACAACGCCUCCCUGUCCUGCUGCAACAAGGCCACCUACGCCGGCGACACCACCGACUACGACAGUGGUGUCCUGUCCGGCCUGUUGAGCAACCUGCUUGGCUCUGGCUCUGGCUCCCAGGGUAUUGGCUUGGCCGACCAGUGCUCCAAGGUUGACGUUCAAGCUCUGAGCCUCGUCGGUCUGAACGACCUGCUCAACACCCAGUGUGAGCAGAACGUGGCUUGUUGCCAGCACAGUGAUUCCAGCGCGGAUGGCUCCGUCGUCGGCCUGGCUCUGCCUUGCAUUGCUCUCGGCUCGCUUCUGUAAGCGUCCGCGCCUGGAUAGCAGACUCUAAUGGUUAGAAGAUAGACUAGAUCGAUCCUAUAGGACUUAAUAAAACUAGAGUUUGCUAGA